Messenger RNA from Mus caroli (Ryukyu mouse), 450 nucleotides. RefSeq names its product ciliary microtubule inner protein 5 (gene Cimip5). The record is from RefSeq and is a predicted model, not a curated record. Lineage: Eukaryota; Metazoa; Chordata; Mammalia; Rodentia; Muridae.
AUGGGCAGCCAACAUCGUGGGCUACCAGGAACCACAUCAGCUGGGUACCAACCGCCCCCUACCAGGCAGCUUGCCUCAAUUUCCGCGGCCCUGGGGGAUGGCCCUGCUGCAAGCAGGGCUCUCGCCGGUGGUUGCCAGGGGACCCCAGCCCUGGGUGUGCAACAGGACCAGCUGUGGAGGGAGCUUGUGGAAGCCGAAGCACGAGGCCAGCGGCGUUGGGCUGAGAAUUGGGGUUUCCUGAAAGACUAUGACCCUCUGGGAAAUAAGAAGGAGCCUCAGGAGCUGCCUGCCAGUGUGCCCUUCUUCUCAGAUACCUUCCCCUGCUCUACCAACCGGGAGGUGGGCAGCAGGGUGGACACGCCCCUGGGGAAAGCCCUCGGCCACAUGGACUUCUUCUUUGUGGAAGGCACUCGGAAGAGGAAGCCAGAUGAUGAGCUGCAGCCAGUGUAG